Messenger RNA from Pieris brassicae (large cabbage white), 4288 nucleotides. Its product is annotated as monocyte to macrophage differentiation factor 2. The transcript has 4 exons. Gene Ontology annotation, molecular function: pore-forming activity. Bases 825 to 1622 code for a protein of 265 amino acids. Gene Ontology annotation, cellular component: membrane. NCBI's taxonomy places the organism in Eukaryota, Metazoa, Arthropoda, Insecta, Lepidoptera, Pieridae. The record is from RefSeq and is a predicted model, not a curated record.
UGGAAGUAUUCUUAUGAAAUUAGUAUUUUAAAAUAUUUCAGUUGCUGAAUAAAAAUAACUUAAUCUUUAUUAUGCUAUAUGUCAGGAAAUUUUUCACACUUCUGCAAACUUUGCUACAGUAAUGCAAGUCAAAAAGACAUUCUGUAAAUUAUUAAGUUAAGCUUGUUGUUUACCUUUAACAAUUUAUGCAUAAAUUUAAAGAUAUAAAGGCAACUAUAAUUAGCUUCAAAACUAGCAGUGAAUAGAUCUUAUCCUACUGAUAAGAAUGUACUUAUAAACUUUUUGUUUUUAUUAUUCUGUACUACAUGAACGAUUCAAAUAGAGAUUUAGCGCGAACUAACGUGUGUCAAAAUCAAAUACAUUUUCGACGUAUGUUCGUCUUGCGCUAAAUUUCGUUUCAAAGUCUUAGUAGAGAUUAGGUCGUUUGUAUAUGUAGUUGAAGUGACCGCCACAGGCGUCUGACAUCCAGUCAAAGUAAUAUUUGGAAGAGAAGUCAAAUAUGAUAUACAUGACAGAUAUUCCUAAGACACAUGAAACUUUCAAAACACUGACAGUCGAAAGUCGACCACAGCAGUUGAUUCUCGACAGUGUUGGAACACUGCAGUAUUGACUUUUGAGUAGACGUAAGACUGUUGUUUGUGGGGUGGUUGUGUACUAAAAAACAAAUUCUGGGAUUGUUCUAUAAAAGCUGCAUUCUAAAAAUAUAACAUAAAAUGUAAAUUUAAUGAUGACCAUGAUAUUUAAUGUAAUUAAAUCAACAAGUGCUUGGUUUGUGGUUUCUUGACCAUUUCGAUUCGAUCUCGUAGUCGGACCAAACGCAUACCAUGGGCGAUGUAGUGAGUUUGUUUUCUGUAAUAAUAAUGAAGUUUAAAUCAAAGAUUUAUCAAAGUAACCUUUAUUUUCACUGUGAGUUUCCUUGGGAGAAGCUUAAGUCUGUUAAAUGGAAAAACGAAAGAGCUACAUCUAACAAAGCUUAUAUUCCCACCAAAGUGGAAAAUGUAGCAAAUGUUUGUACACAUGCCCUUUGUGUUGCACCUGCAUCUUUUGGUGCCAGGGAACUGCUCACUCGCUCCAUAAACGCACCACAAGCAAUAGCGGCAAUUGUCUAUGGGCUAGCUCUCUGUCUUCUUUUUGCAGUUUCUACAACUUUCCACUCUGUGUGUUGUUGUGGUUCUGAUACCAAAAUGAAGCAUUUCCUUCACCGUUGCGAUCGUGCAAUGAUCUAUAUAUUCAUUGCGAGCUCUUACUUCCCCUGGCUGACGGUUGGGACACUCUCCUGUUGGAUGCUGAGGGAAUUGAGAUGGGCGAUAUGGUUACUAGCAGUGCUCGGCAUCACCUACCAACAGAUCUUCCAUGAGCGGUACAAGAUGCUGGAGCUAUUGCUGUAUCUUAUCAUGGGGCUGGGUCCUGCUGUCGUCAUUUUCACGUCUAAUCACCAGUUUCCAGCGAUGCACGAUCUCAAACUCGGUGGUAUGUUGUACCUUAUAGGAGUGUUCUUCUUCAAAUCAGACGGCCGGAUACCAUUUGCCCACGCUAUAUGGCAUCUCUUCGUUGCCUUAGCCGCCAGCGUACACUAUCUGGCGAUACUUCGACACCUCUUCCCCGAACUCAAAACCCAAUAAAGACUGCCCUAUUGAAUCUCAAUUUGAGCUCUCUAUGCUAUUUUUGUAACUAUAACAGGAUAAUUCGUCUUGAACAGCAAUUGGCUCUAUUGAAGUACGUUCAUUGAUCUACGACGGUUUACUCUUUUCAAUGCAUGUUAUCGAUAUAAGAUUAAUAUAGUUUUAUGGAUAGGUUUUCUUCUGAAUCAUUUCUAGUCUAGUUUUGGUCCAUGUUUAUGUUUUAAUCGCCAUGUUACGCAAGCUUUUCGAGCUUGAAGGUCUUAAUAUCGGUUUGCAUAUGGUUUCGCGGUUUCUGUAUGAUGUAACGAGUCUGCACGCAAAAUGAUAAAUGAAGCGUUUUACAAGGAUAAUAUGAAAUUUAAUCUAUUUAUUCUUGAGUUGUAAUAUAGUCUGUGCAUACUGGCGUAGCAGUUAUGCAAAGUCAACUACAAAAAACUGUUUACUUAUAUUUUUAUAUUUAGUACGCGUUGAAGUUAUAUAGAAAAACAAAUAGUUUAUUAGUGACCUCAAAUCUGACGACGGCCGUCUACUAUGUGGUUUAAUGUAUGGUAUAUUCAAACUUUUUGGCGUCAUACCAAUAAUUUGCAAACCUCUCGACUACUCUCUCAACCACUGAAGAGGCCCUUGAACAUCGACAAAGCGUAUCUACAAAGGUUCGGUUUGAAUGAACUACUGAAGGGAAACUUCUAAUGCGAACGAGGUUGCGUAACUUUUAACGCUACCAUGGAGGGGGUAUGAAAGUACUGUUAUGUUAAACGUUCAACACUCUUGGGGAUGGUGAAUAGAAAGAGACAGAGAUUGGUCUCUGUCUUGAUUAUUUUCGUCAUUAAUUUCCACAUUACAAAGUUUCACUUAUUCCGCGCGGAAUUUUUACUGUUGUUUUGUUUUCAUCAACGUGGGCUGAACUCGUUGAAAAUUUUUACGUUUUACGAUAUUAUUUGUUAGUUUAGAGAAAUAUUUAAUGAUUUAUUUAAUCAUUUGGCUAGAUUUUUCUGUAUAUGUGCCGUAUAUAUUUUAAUGUACUUGUGUAUAAUCUAGUAACAUCACCAAUAAUAUUUGAAGUUAAUGUAACCACUUUUCGCAAGUACUCGAUUGUAACAUACCUUUUGGAAUAAAUGAUGAAUUUAUCUAAAACUUAAACAUGGACCUAAUCGCCAAAUAGAUAUCUUAAAGUGAUUGUUCGUGUAUAUUUUGUAAAAUAUUGUUAAAGAAAUCUUAUUGUUGUAAAGUCGUAGCUGUAUUACAGAAUCUUGAGACCAAACCCUUUUUAGAGAAUUUAAAUUAACAUGUAUUAGAUUUUUUAGAGAUGUUUAUCUAUACUUAUACGAAUCCUACUUUUUCUGUAAGUAAUACUUUUAUACAAUUCGAUAUUUCCUUAGAUUAGACUGUGUCUGUCUUAGCAUAGAUUGUGGUUUGAUGUUAGUUGGGUUAAACAAAAUGAUUUGAAUCCACAUAUACAAGGUAACUUGUUCUAUUCCUUAGAUUUAACUAAUUUAAUAGCGAUUGCUCAAUCAUUGUAGGUGUUUGAAGACUUCAGUUGUGGAGGAAUCCUAGAAGACGUAUCUCCAUAUUUCCAUGAAUCUCAUUAGUAACAUUUAUUUAGCUUUAAUAAGGGAAUUGCAAUAUGUAAUAAACUUGUAUGACAAUUACGGUUGUAGAAAUGUAUCUUUGAUUUUUUUAAGUAGUUGUUUUGUGCUCUCUAAUUUGCAUACAGUACAAGCCAUGAUUGUGGAUGUCAGUGUUGCGUUAACACAAUCGUCUUUGUAAUCUGGACCGACACUGGGGUGAUGUAUGUAGGUCGGAUGAAUAUGUAUGUGAUUUCUUCACUGUCCAAUAUUUUAAAAGAAUACAUUUCUAAACAAUAGAAGCUUAGUCACGAUUUGGAGACGAUAGUAAUGAAACUGGAAUCUCUGAAAUACUUUUCACCGAUUAAGAAUUUUUUUUGUUGAACUCUUGAUUAUAAUCUGCUUAAAAAUUAUUGCGCACUGCCAGUAACAAGUGCAUUUGUUGCUGAUAUGGAUCGUAUGAAUUAUAUCUAGUCAAAUUUGCCGAAUUUAUUGCAAUUAGGUGUUAAUUUAUUAACCCCAUGCGAUGUUUAUUAUACGUUAAUUCAUGAGUUUUUAAUACGCUGUAAGGUGACAGGGUAAAUUAAGUCAUAGCAAAGCAUCGAAAGCGAUCUAAAAUGGACCUCAGUUUGUAUUAUUUAUGCAUUACAAUAUAUACAAGAGUGAGAAAUUGAACCUAUCUAUUAAUAUUACGCCUAUUGAAUUUUUAUGCAGUUUUUAAUACGUAAUAUUCCUAAUUUAUACAGGAAUUGAUUACUGAUUAUUGCUAAAUCAGUCUUCCAGAUUGUAAAAAUGUAAUUGAUUAUUUAUUGUUUUAUUAUCAUAUAAUUUCUCAUUUUACAUCAUCAAAAAGGUAUUUUUACAAAGUUGUCUCUCAUAUGAAAAUUUGUAUUGAAUGUAGUACACCUUUCACCUUAUAUAAAAACAAAAUAUUUUUGUGGUUUUAAUAUCCUAGCUGAACCAGUGUUAUUUUAAUAUUUGUUAUAGUAGUGUAUAAUUCUGUAUUUUUAUAAAAUAGUGUUACUUCAUACAAUCGUGUUACCUUGAUGUGGACAGUGGUAUAGUUUUUUAGAGGUUUUUGGGAACUCAUUAAAACUUUUA